CCGAGAGCCGGCGCCCAUUGGCCCCGCCCCGACCCCACGCGCCCCGGCAGCCGGCGCCCAUUGGCCCCGCCGCGCGCCCCGGCAGCCGGCGCUCAUCGGCGGCGGCGAUGCUGGCGGCGGCGGGCGGCGGCGGCUCGGCGGCCGGGCCGGGCCCCGGCGGCGGCGGCGGCGGCGGCGGCGGCGGGGACGGGGACUUCCUGUCGCGGUACCGGCUGGUGUCGGCCAAGCUGCGGCGGCGGUUCCUGCGGAAGCCGAACGUGGCGGAGGCGGCGGAGCAGUUCGCGGCGCUGGCGCGGGAGCUGCGCGCCCAGGAGAGCCUGCCCUACGCGGCCUGGUGCCAGCUGGCCGUGGCGCGCUGCGCCCAGAGCCUCUUCCACGGGCCCGCCGAGGCGGCGGCGCUGGCCGAGGCGGCGCGGCUCUUCCUGCGCCAGGAGCGCGACCUGCGGCAGCGCCUGGCGCUGCGCGGCGGCUUCGGCGAGCACGCGGCGGCGGCGCAGAGCUGCGGCGCCUUCGCCGCCCGCCUGCACCUGGAGCGGGGGCAGCCGGCGCUGGCGGCCGGGCUCUGCCUGGAGCUGGCGGCGGCGCUGCGCGACACGGGCCGGCCGGCGGGCGCCGCCGCGCCGCUGCGGCGGGCCGCCGAGCUGCUGGCGGCGGCGCGGCUGCCGCUGGAGGCGCUGCGCUGCCUGGGCGAGCUGGCCUCCUGCCUGCUGCUGGGCGGCGACUACGCGGGCGCGCUGGCGGCGCUGACGCGGGCGCAGGCGCUGGCGCGGGCGGGCGGCGGCGGCGGCGCCUUCCGCGACGCGCUGGUGCGCUGCGAGGUGUCGCGGGUGCUGCUGCUGCUGCUGCUGCAGCCGCCGCCGGCCAAGCUGCUGCCCGAGCACGCGCGGACGCUGGAGCAGUACUGCUGGGAGGCGCCCGAGGGCGGCGCGGCGCCGGGGCCCGGGCCGGGGGCGGCGGCGGGGGCGGGGGCGGGUCCCGGGGCGGGGGGGCCGGCGGCGGCGGCGGGCUGCCUGCCGGCCGAGCUCUUCCUGCUGCUGCAGUCGGCCGUGCUGGCCUGCCAGGAGAAGGACCUGGAGGCGCUGAAGGCGCUGCAGGCCGAGCUCUGGCCGCUGCUCAGCGCCGAGCAGAACCACCUGCUGCACCUGGUGCUGCAGGAGAUGACCAGCCCCGCGGGCCAGGGGCUCUGAGGCCUGGCCCGGCCGCCGCGGCGGGAGCCGCUCUCGCCCUCGUGGCCCCGGCACGGACGCUGCGGCGCUUUUCCCCGUCGCCUCCCCGGAGAGGGAUCCUGCUGCCCGUGCGACGGCGGGGCGCUUUGUGGCGAGACCCUCUCGCGCUGCUGCGGUCGCCGCAGGGGCCAAGUUGGCGCUGGCAGCUGCAGCCCCGUCACCCGCUGCCGUUCCUGGACGCCCUGAGCAGCGCUCCCCGAUGCGGCGCGUCCCUCCCGGCCUUCCUUCUGGUGCCAAAUUCCCGACGGAUGGGGAGCAGCUCCUUCGCCCUCGCUCGGCCCAAGGCCGUUCGUGGUGCAGGGCGAAGCCGUCCUGGAGGAGACCCCGGAGCGCGCGGGAGCCCCGGGCAGGCCAGGGCGGCUCCUGGCUCCCUGCUGCAGCGGUGCCUGCCCGGCCGCGGGUGCCCAGCGAGGGCCGGUGUUUGCGCGAGCGGUGGAGCCGGUGUUACGGGAGCCGGCGGGAAAGCCCUGCCCUGUGCGUUGCAGUAAACGGACUGUGUGUGCACUUUA
Dromaius novaehollandiae (emu) is the source of this 1735-nucleotide messenger RNA. RefSeq names its product 40-kDa huntingtin-associated protein-like. The coding region runs from base 108 to 1187 and encodes 359 amino acids. Gene Ontology annotation, molecular function: protein binding. The record is from RefSeq and is a predicted model, not a curated record. Gene Ontology annotation, cellular component: early endosome. Gene Ontology annotation, biological process: vesicle cytoskeletal trafficking. NCBI's taxonomy places the organism in Eukaryota, Metazoa, Chordata, Aves, Casuariiformes, Dromaiidae. The transcript has a single exon.